Messenger RNA from Angiostrongylus costaricensis, 1134 nucleotides. NCBI's taxonomy places the organism in Eukaryota, Metazoa, Nematoda, Chromadorea, Rhabditida, Metastrongylidae. The record is from the annotation of a GenBank genome assembly.
AUGGAGGUUCUCUUUGUAUUUCUCUGCCGUCUUCACAAGAAGACAUUUAAGAUGGAAGAGCAGAUGGCAGGUUUUACGCCGGUUGAAUAUGGUCAGCCAUCUGUGGUGAAAGCGGUUCGAGGUAUUACCAUUAUCGAAGAACUGGAUCUCAACAAGCUUUCGAAAUCGUAUUUUGAGCCGAUAGCCGAGUUUGAGCAUCGGAAAUUUGGAUGGUUUUCAUGUUUUGGAGGGCAAAUACGCCUUACACUGAAUAUGGAUCGAUCGGCAUUUGUGUGUGGAGAGGGUAUGACAAUUGUUGGAAGAAUCGAGAACAAAAGUGACCGCCACAUAGAGAAGGUUAGCGCAUGUCUUCAGAGGAUAAUUCGUUUCGGUACCGAAAUUGACGAAAGUAAUGAGACUCCAUUGACCGACAUACAAGAGAUGCAAGAGGAUUUUCUGGCGAUGUCUAUCGAAGGAGGAUCAUGCAUCAAAAUCGAUAAGAAAAUCAACAUUCCACCUCUAGUACCAAGCACGCCUUUUCGAGAUUUACAACGUCGGGAUCAUCGUGAUGAACAUGGCAAUCGCUUUAACCUACGCAGGAGGUCCCUUGCCGUUGCUCGACGUUCGUCGAUGACAAACCAGCGGUCUCGUACCUCAUUGAGCUCACCAUCACAAAUUCAACGACUAAUGGCUGUCUCUUACAAAUACAUGAUAAUUGUAAAAAGUGGAGGUGAUGACGUUAUCGUCAUUAACGUUCCAGUUAUUAUUGGUUCGAAACCUCUGAUUGAUACAAUGGGUGCGGAUAAUCAAACGACAAGGGAUAUGAGUGGCAGUGCCGUGUACAGGCUGUGCAAACAUGAUCGAGCCAUUUCAUUACUGGACAGUAAAGAGCGAACACUGUGCAACAAAGCUCAACUACAACAUCUGAAUAUGUAUCCGUUCUAUUCGGAAUUGAGUACGUCGUCGAAACAGAGCAAAAAACUCGGCACCAUUGCAACGACGAUCCGGGCCGAGAACAAGGUGGUGAACACGUUGCUGCACACGAUGGUUGAGGAUCAUCAUGAGAGAUCGACGUCCGACUGCAAUGCUGUAACUGCUUUUGAUUCGCCACAUAUUAUUGACACCGAACGUGCACCGACGUCAGCCAACAUAUAA